AUGUGCGCGGCGAUUAGAUAUUGUCCCACCUCCACUUUUCGUAUAUAUAUAAAACCCCUUCAUUCCCACACAUACCAUAAUCCACAUUUAUGUUCCAAUCCACACCAAUAUUAGUACUUAGUUACUUCUCAGCGUGAGUAUAAAAACAAAGACCCCGUUGUUGUUGUUGUUAUCAUUAAAACUAUGGGUGCAACUUCUAUGGUUCGAGGAGGAGUCACCAGAUUUCUACCAGGUUUUCGUAGGGAAUCGGGGCGUCAAAGACUCGACUUUACAUCGUACGUGGAACAACCUGAAACGGGUUUUGGUGAUGUAGAGUUUGAUUUUCUCGACGUUGGUGAGAUGUCAUUAGCUAAAAGUGGGAGUAGCGAUGAGUUUCAAUGGGAUGAAAUGGAGUUAGAUGAAGAUGAUGGUGAGAGGGUUGACAGUGGUAGCGUUGAGGAGAAUAGAAGCUUUUGGGAGAACCAACACCAAGUUUUGCAGACCAACCUAUUUAGAACUAGUUCGUUGGAGUCAAGGAUAAGGAAUGCCACCAAAGAAUCGAUUCAGGAUAUACAAAACGCAGAAACAGUGUGCAGUUGUAGUACACAGGUGGCUGCCAGCUCCUGUCGAAACUGCUUGAUGAGAGAAGUCUCUAGGCAGCUUCAGAAGGCUGGUUAUAAUAGCGCCAUUUGCAAAACUAAAUGGAAAAGCUCACCAAGUAUUCCAUCAGGGGAGCAUACAUUUUUGGAUGUGAUAGAUAGUACAAGCAAGAAGCAAGACGUUAGGGUGAUCAUAGAAGUGAACUUCAAAGCAGAGUUUGAGAUGGGAAGGGCAAGUGAGGACUAUAACCGGCUUGUCCGAAGGCUCCCUGAGGUGUAUGUGGGAAAAGUUGAGAGACUAAACAACAUCAUCAAGGUGUUGUGCAUGGGAGCCAAAAGGUGCAUGAAGGAAAACAAAAUGCACAUGGGGCCAUGGAGGAAGCACAAGUACAUGCAAGCUAAGUGGUUAGGUCCAUGUAAAAGGAACACCUCAACAGCUUCCCUUUCAAUGGGAUAUUCCGAGGUGAUGCCAAAACCGAAGCCUAGGGCAUCACUGUUAACUGUGGAUAUGCUAGAAAAGCUUCCCAAUAUGCACCGUACAGCUGUUGAAGUUUUGUAAUUCUAAUUAAGACAGAAAAAAAAAUUACUUUUUUUUCUAUAUUUUUCCCCUUCGCUCUUUCCUUCUUAUAAAGGAGUAGUGUGGAUCAGAUAUAUUUAUAUAUAUUCUUACAAAAUUAUGUAAAAAUAAUUUGUAGCAAUAGGUGGCAAUAUUCAAACCCUCUCGGUUCCAAGACCCAUUUAACAUAUAUACACCUAUUUUUGUUUAUUGAUAUGUAUCUUCACUUAUACACUCGCCUUGGGUGAAACAAAUGAAGUUUACAUGCAAUCGUACUUUGCUAUGGACAAAAUUUGAAUACAGAAGUAUGAUAGUUUUUUUAAUUAAAAAUAAAACCACUUUAAUAAUGAAUAUUUAUUAAAGUCGAUAUUAAAAGUUUAUAUUAAUCUUUAAAAUGAAACUUUGGUUUUAUUUAGAAAUACUAAAAGUAUUUAAAAUAUUGAAUUUAAUAUUUUUAAUUUCUUUUGGUUAUUUUCCCUCAGUGUG
Messenger RNA from Abrus precatorius (Indian licorice), 1620 nucleotides. RefSeq lists its product as uncharacterized. NCBI's taxonomy places the organism in Eukaryota, Viridiplantae, Streptophyta, Magnoliopsida, Fabales, Fabaceae. Bases 184 to 1137 code for a protein of 317 amino acids. The record is from RefSeq and is a predicted model, not a curated record. The transcript has 3 exons.